Messenger RNA from Rhodamnia argentea, 1379 nucleotides. RefSeq names its product 30S ribosomal protein S21, chloroplastic-like. Gene Ontology annotation, biological process: translation. Gene Ontology annotation, cellular component: ribosome. The record is from RefSeq and is a predicted model, not a curated record. The transcript is spliced from 2 exons. Gene Ontology annotation, molecular function: structural constituent of ribosome. Lineage: Eukaryota; Viridiplantae; Streptophyta; Magnoliopsida; Myrtales; Myrtaceae. Bases 286 to 909 code for a protein of 207 amino acids.
GAAAAUAUUCAGUAAGGUCAAACAUUGAAGAACAUCCGACUAUUCUGGCUAAUUGUUUUUUCAGCAAAUCAGGCUAUGGGAAUUCCCUUCGAAAAAGGCAAUGCCAAAGGUGUGUUCAUGGAUGAUGUAUUCAGAUUCAGUUCUUGAAAUUUUCUCAGUACGGAUGAACAGUUUUACGUUAAGGCUCUGGUUUGCAAGUGGGAGGAUCGAAAAUCUCAUGUUCCCCAACACUUGAACAGAUGAUUUUGGGCUAGCAUCAUUAAAGUGGGCCUGGAAUGGCCACUGAUGCAUUACAGACAAAUUAAGCAACGACCCUCGAACUCUGAGAAGCGAACAACAUUGUCGACGCGACCCAUGACCAUGAUGUUUGCCUCCUCACUCAUCGCCGACUUCCUCCCCUCUCUUUUUCCUUCCAAGUCAACACCAACCUCUUCUUCUUCUUCAAGCACGGUGACAUGGCUUCGCCUUCCGUCCCAACCCACCGAUGCCCACCAGAAGUGGGCAGCUCUCGCGGCCGACGUGGGUCCAUUGCCGUCACCUUCGCUUUCGUCGUCGACGAUGUCGACCGUGUGUCCUUCACUGGUGUACGCGAACACCCUUUUCUUCAAAUCGACCUAUAACGUGCAGAUAACGGUGGAUGACAACGAGUCGGAGGAGAGGUUGGUGAAUCGGUUCAGGAGAGAGGUCGCGAAGGCCGGCAUCAUCCGAGAAUGCCGGCGCAGAAGGUUCUUUGAGACCAAGCAGGAGUACAAGAAGCGAAAGUCUCGAGAAGCUGCCAAGCGAAAUCGCCGGAGGCGCCCUCAAGCUAGAAUUGCAAAGCAGGCUAAACCAGAGAUGCCAAAGAAAAAAAGGGCCAAUGACGAUGAAGAUGAUAACUGGGACCUUCCUCAAGGAGUUCUUCCAUACUGACUGAUGUUUACGCACUGAAACGAGAUACUACCAAUGUUAGUUGAGAAGAUACUAGAUGAAUGGCAUAGUUCUGGUGUAAGCAGCUGUGAAGAGGAAGCACCGAUUCUAGCAAUGAAUGGCUCAUAGUGCUUUGUUGAGAGAGAAAUUUAAUCACAUUAUUGAGUUCCAGAGCAGUGGACUGGAGAGGGAAAAAUAAAUGCAAUAGCCAAAUGAUGAUGAGCAACAUCAGUCAACCAUAAGCUUUGAGAGAGUUGCAUAAUGUUCUUUUGGCCUGGCUGAGAUGGAUUAAUGUGAACGGCAUUGACAUGCUAAUACUCUCCAAAGACCAUCUUUGUUUCAGACUUGAGUGAAUUUCACUGUUUCUAUUUUGUUGACAAUCAUAUGCACUUGAUCAUUUUCUUUCACUUCCUUGACUGUGUAAAUUCUUUUUGGUAUGUUUUAGACUUUUACCAACAAUGUUGGUCCGUGUA